Molecule: messenger RNA, 3774 nt
Organism: Drechmeria coniospora
Lineage: Eukaryota; Fungi; Ascomycota; Sordariomycetes; Hypocreales; Ophiocordycipitaceae
Product: ribosomal RNA-processing protein 12
Exons: 2
Coding region: 1-3774 (1257 amino acids)
Source: RefSeq, a predicted model, not a curated record
AUGGCGACGCCGACGCCGACGCCGACGCCGACACCGACCUUGGCCGACAAGCUGGACAAGAUCAAGUCUCCCGGUCUGCAGAGCCAGCAAAAGACGGUCGUCGUGCUGCAAGCCGUCGAGGCAACGUUGAAGGAGCAAAACACGCCACCCACGGCCACGGCCUAUUUUGCCGCCCUCCUGGCCCUAUUGCAGCAGGCCAACACGGAUGGCGUUGUCAACAUCGAACUGGCCACGCCUGUCGUCUACCUUCUCGAUGUCGUCACCCCGUACGCCUCGCAGCCGCUUCUGCGAUCCAAGUUCACCCAGAUCCUCACUCUGCUUGCGCCCGUCCUUCUCAUGCAGGAUGCCGAGCCGAUUCUCCUCCGGACCUCCAUUGGCUCCCUCGAGUCCCUCCUCCUCGCCCAGGAUGCGCCGUCUUGGGAGCUUUCCGUCGCCCAAAUCGGACCGCGCCGAGCCGUUGCCGGACUGCUCAACCUCUCCCUCGACCACAGGCCAAAGAUCCGGAAGCGCGCACAAGAUGCGCUCAAGCGGGUCCUCAAAAACCCCCCUCCGAGCCCGUCUCUGGACCACCCGGCUGCCGACAUGUGCGCUGGCACCGCGCUGAAAAAUCUUGAGGAUCUCGCGAGCCAGGCGGCCGAAGCACGAAAGGGCAAGAAAUCCGCCGCCACCACGCACGACCCUGCCUUGAUUCACGCUUUGCAGCUGGUCAAGACGGUAGCCACCGCCAGCGGCGGAUGGCCGAGUACAAAGAUCGAGUCACUCUGCGAGUUGCUCCUGGCCAUUGCCAAGACCGGAAAUGAGUACAUGACCAUGGCUGGCUUCGAAAUUUUCGAAAUGAUCUUCGAAGGCAUGUCCGAUGAUGUCUCCUCCGCCAAGCUGCCGCGACUCAUGGAAAUCAUCGCGGAAUUGCGACCCGCCGCCAACGACACGCAGCUUGUGCCUGCCUGGCUUGCCAUCCUUUCCCGAGGCUAUGAUGUCUCCUCCCAGGUUGAGCCCAGUGAAACCUUCCAGAAUCUUCCUGAGCUCUUCGUCAUGGUCGCCCAGUUCCUCGAAUCCCACUCCGAGAACAUUCGCAUCUCGGCCUCCGAGUGCCUCGUGUCGUUCAUGGCCAACUGUAUCCCGCAACAGGUUAUCAUCGAGCCCUCAAUAUACGACGAAAAGGUCCUGGAUAAGAUUUCCAAAACGGCCGAGUCGCUCCUCACUGUCAAGUUUCAGGCCGCGUGGUUGCAGACCUUCAACGUCCUCGGCGCCAUGUUCACCUCCCUGAGAUGGAGGGCCUACCCAAGAAUGCUCAACGUCACGAGGACUAUUGGAGAGAUCCGAGAAAACUCUUCUUUCCACAGCAAAAAGGAGGCCGACGAAGUCAUUGGCCAAGCCGUCCAGGCCAUGGGGCCCGAAGCCGUCCUCUCCGUCCUUCCACUCAACAUCAUCCGACCCGUCAAGGGCCAGCCGGGACGAGCGUGGAUGUUCCCUAUCCUGAGGGACUAUACCAGCAACACUACGUUGGCACAUUUCAAGAAGGAGAUGGUUCCCCUCAGCCAACUCAUGUUUCAGAAGGUUCUUGACCACGGGGAGGCCGACAAGACCAUGGAGAUCAAGAUCUACGAAACCCUCGUCCAGCAGACCUGGUCUAUACUUCCUGGGUACUGCGAUUUGCCUCUCGACUUGCCCGAGGCCUUUGAUCAACCCUUUGCUGAGAUGCUCGCCAACCUCCUCUACCAGCAAGUCGCCUUGAGACUAGAUGUCUGUAGGGCGCUCAAAACUUUGAUCGAAUCGAACCAGGCAAUUGCCACCAUCGGCGAGGACGAGGAAGACUUUUUGCUCCAGAGCAGAGUGUCGCGCGAAUCAGCCAAGAGCAAUCUCGCUACUCUAGCACGGUUUUCCGGCAACCUUCUUGCCGUCCUUUUCAACGUUUACACCCAGACCCUCCCACAGAGCCGAGGCCCUAUCUUGCAGACGAUCAAUGCAUUCCUCAGCAUCACUCCCAACCAGGAGGUCAUUGACACCUUCGACCGCGUGAGCAAGAUGCUUGCGACGGAACUUCAGAAUCGCCCAUCGCCCGAGGAGAAGAGCAAGCAGCAAAAGUCGAAGGACCAUAUGCCGUCAACGGCACAGACGCUCAUGGACCUCGUCAUUACCAUGUCCGCCUAUCUUCCACGCGAAAGCUUCGCCGCCUUGUUUGAGAUUGCGAACGCCGUCAUCUUCAAGCAGGACGAGCCUCAGCUGCAGAAGAAAGCGUAUAAGCUAAUACCACGCCUGUCAGACUCUGACCUUGGCAAGGCCGCCCUUCAGGAAAGAAAUGCUGAACUCCAGCAGCUCUUCCUGUCGAGCGCUGAGAAGGUCUCCGCCCCGGCUCGCCGUGAGCGAUUGGCCGCCAUUCUGUCACUCCUUCCUUUUAUCCCCGACGACUCACUCCAUUUCCUCCCCGCGGUGCUGAGUGAGGUGGUUAUCAGCUGCAAGGAGAACAACGAGCGGACGCGAGAGACGGCGUACGAGCUACUGGUCCAGAUGGGAAACCGGAUGAUCGCUGCCAACGACGCCUUGAUCGACAACAGCAAAGUCUCGCACAUGCCGGAUGAUGCUCCGGCUGCCAAGGCCAACAUUGAGGAGUACCUCACCAUGGUCAGUGCCGGUUUGGCAGGCAGCACACCGCACAUGAUUUCCGCUUCCAUCACAGCUAUUACCCGGCUUUUGUACGAGUUCCGCUCCAAUCUCAGCGAGCAGACGCUCUCGGACCUCGUCCAGACGAUGGACCUCUUUUUGACUUCGAACAACCGGGAAAUCGUCAAGAGCUGCCUUGGCUUCGUCAAGGUGUGCGUCAUCAGCCUGCCAGUCGAUCUGAUGACCCCUCGCUUGCCGACGCUCGUGCCGAACCUUAUUGUCUGGAGCCACGAGCACAAGGGUCACUUCAAGGCCAAGGUCAAGCACAUCCUUGAGAGGAUGGUCCGCCGCUUCGGUUACGACCUCAUUCACAGCCAAUGCCCUGAGGCGGACAAGAAGUUGCUUGUCAACAUACGCAAAACUAAGGAGCGGGCCAAGAAGAAGAAGGACGCCGUCAAGGCAGGCCAAGAUGACGAGAGCGACGCCGAAGACGGCGACCAACACAGGAGACAGUUUGGGAACGAAUAUGACCAGGCGCUCUACAGCAGCGAAUCGGAGGACGAUGCCGGUUCUGACGAUGACGCAGACGUUAAACCCAGGAAGAAGGCGCAAAAAGGUGGUCGGACGUACAUUGUGGAGGACGACGACGAGCCCUUGGACCUUCUCGACAAGAAAGCCUUGGCAAACAUCUCCUCUACCAAACCUGUGAGAAUGCGCAAGCCGACCAAGACGAAGGCCAGAACGGACCUUGACGGCAAGCUCAUCCUCGGCAAAGACAGCGACGACGAGGCUGCCGACGGCGCAAUGGAUGUUGACGCGCCCGAAGGCUCUGGCGUGGGUGCCUAUGUCGCUGCCCUCAAAGGCAAAGACGCCGCCAAGCGUGGCCGCGGCGGCAAGCUCAAAUUUUCGAACCGACGGAGCAAUGAUGAUGACGAGAUGGAGGAUCUGGAUGCCGGGGACGCUACCGCCAUCAAGAGCAAGAUCAGUCCUGGACGAGGAGGAGACCGCGGCAGCAAAUUUCGGGGCCGGGGCGGUGGCGGCCGGGGCGGCGGCCGGGGCGGACGCAGCGGCAAGGGAGGCAUCGCUUCUGGGAGGAGAGGGCUAGGCGUUGAGAAAAAGCAUGGUCCUUCGAUGGGCAGCGGAGUUGGAAAGCCCAAGAGAGGUCGGAGCUAA